AUGUUCAACUCAAAAAAGUACCUGAAUUCGUACGGAUGGCAAGAGGGAUCUGCGCUAAAGGAUGGAGGUUUGAAGAAACCCAUUCUAACGUCUCGGAAAUACGACACGCGAGGUCUUGGAAGUAAAACAGAUCAUGCCGAUCAGUGGUGGGAUGAUGUUUUUUCGUCUCAAUUACAAUCCAUUAAAGUUGAAGCAAACCAUGGAAAGAUUAAAGUGCAGUCUACCGGUGCGGCUGCCAAGAUUGCUAUGGCAAAGUUUCAUAGUAAAUUCUCGCCGCUAUCCACUGUCUUUCGACACGGAGGUGUAUUGACGAGCACGAUUGAGGAAAAGAAAUCAGCUCUUCGUGUAGAGUCACAUAUCAUAGAACGAGCCGACAAGAAAAGUCAUUCCAAAAAACGAAAACGGGACGACACUGACCGAAAGUCGAAGAAGAGCCAUAAAAAGGCAAAAGAAAAGAGUUCCAAAUCAGAGAAGAAGCACUCGGAAAAGAAACACUCUAAAAAAAAAUCGAAGAAACAUCAUCACAAAAAGGAUAAGUAA
Messenger RNA from Schizosaccharomyces japonicus yFS275, 540 nucleotides. Its product is annotated as ribosome biogenesis protein. Gene Ontology annotation, cellular component: nucleolus. Lineage: Eukaryota; Fungi; Ascomycota; Schizosaccharomycetes; Schizosaccharomycetales; Schizosaccharomycetaceae. The record is from RefSeq and is a predicted model, not a curated record. The transcript has 3 exons. Bases 1 to 540 code for a protein of 179 amino acids.